Equus caballus (horse) is the source of this 9205-nucleotide messenger RNA. The record is from RefSeq and is a predicted model, not a curated record. NCBI's taxonomy places the organism in Eukaryota, Metazoa, Chordata, Mammalia, Perissodactyla, Equidae.
UAACAUAUAAUUAAAAAAAUAUGGUGGUCAAGAAAUGGGAUGACCGGUUAUCCAGUUUGGUGCCUCUCCAUUGCUUUGUGCUAAGGUCCCAACAGCUUUACCCCUCCUUGCUUUUGCCCUAUCAGCGCAAAUGUCAACCCAGUGAAAAGGCAAAAAUGUGUCAGUAUUACUAUGAAGAUAGUUUUGACCUCACAGACUCCCUGAAAGGACACCAUGGGCCCGCAGACAAUGCUCAGCGCUGCCAUCUCAGAGGGUCUCCUGCUUCUCAAGAGCUGUUAGAAGCUGCAGAAAUGCCUAGAACACAAUCACCUCCUGUUCAUCUAAAUCCAUAUUUCGUUCUCUAGCUGUUUUUUUUUUAACUCAGCUUGCUCAACAAUAACACUUACAUUUAAAGAUAUUGAUUAUUAAUAGAAAAGAGACAUUAUAUUUUCAUUUAAAAAUAAGAAAAAUUGAGACUCAAUCCCUUAAAAAUAGGGUUCUCAGUUGUAGGCCUGUUCUUUACAAUUGAAUGCAUUGUGAAGCCUCAAUAAACACUAGCUCUACUUCAUAUGAUUGAAUCGUUGCUCAUUAUGUACUGUAAAGAGCCGGCCAGAAGCAGUUGCUGUUCUGCCAUAAUUGCUUUAUGGUAAAACUGUGAAAACCCAAAGCUUGAUGAGGCCAAGGUCUGGUUUAUGGCAAAGAUGCCUGACUUGGAUGUGAAAGUGCAGCCAAGGGAUAAAUUUACUUGGGACAGGCUGAAAAUGAACAUUUUCCUGGUCCUUAAGCUUUUAUUAAUUGCCACUGAAUUUGCCUGUUCUGCUCCUGGCGUGGAUUAGCUGGCUGAGCUCCAUCCGUCCUUUAUGUCAAUGAAGAUAAGGAUGUGUCAGACCCUGGGAACUAGAACAUGCUGUUUGGCCCUUCAAGGCAAUUUCCUUUCGAGUCCCAGCUCUCUCCAGAUGGCAUCUAAUUGUUUGUUGAAUGACCUCAGUGUCCAGGGCACAGGAACCUGGUCUGAGAGGCCAUUUCACAUAUUUAUUAGCCUGUAGAGGAGAACUUACUACAUAAAGCCCCCAUUCACACUCUCAAAAGAGCUUUUUGUACAGAAGAAAUGAUGAAACUGAUGGGCUGUUUCCUGUGACCACCAGUCUCCAAUUGGAUUCUUAGUUUGCCCAGGCCCAGGUGGGUGUUUUUUGAAGGGGUCUCUGUGGUCCAGCUGCAUCCAUUAUGGCCCAGUCUCUUCCCCUCUCUCUUCUCAUGGUCUUUACUGGAAAGAGCCUAGGCAGAAUAGGGCCGCAUCCUCCUAUCUCCUGGUUUGUAGAGCAUUUCAGGAUUGCUCACUCAGAGCACAGGUGGUGUGAGUAGGGAAUUGCUGUGUUCUGGGACCCUCUUUCCUUUUGGGAACCCAGGUAGUUCACAGUUUGAGAGGGUGAGGUGCUUCUGAGGACCAAAGUAGGAACCAGCCCCAAUCCAGCCACAGGGAUGGCAAGGCUGGUUCACCCAGUAAGGACCAUAACCCUCAUGUGGCAAGUCAUGUCUUAUGCCUCUGUGAUUCUCUUAACUGUUUGAGGAGGGGCUCCCUAUCUUUUUGUAACUACAAUGAAUCAGAACCCUGUGUCUGGAAACAUGCAUGCGCACUAUUGUACGUCUUCCUUCCAAGGUGUUUGUGGACCCAGACUGAGGAUCCCUAUGCUAUCUCCAAAUGUGCACUGGCCCCUAUCCAGUUCAAGCAUUGCACUGGGCACUGGAGUGAUGACGAUAAAUAAGACCUGGGUCCUGAGGCCAACAAACAAGAACACAGAUCACUUUAAUGAGAGCUUCAAUAGCCAGAUGCUGGAAGACGGUUGGGGCUAGGGCUCCUCACUGGGGUAAAUAGAGGGUGGAGGAAGCCCCCAUAGGGCCACACAGACUGAGAACCCAGGCUCCGAGUCUCCUUCCAGGUCAUGUCCACCUAACGGAUCAUACCUGGGAAAGUCCCUCUGGCCCUAGUAACGGAAUGUCUCAGCCGGUACCUCUGAUCCAGGUCCUCUGUCUUUCCACAAAACACAAGUCUUUGGAAACGUCCUCCAGGAAGUUAAGAUGGUGCUGUUGCCUGUAUAGGCGGGGUUGAGUGAGCCGUUUGUUAGUGGUUUCCCUUAGCCUGGGAGGGGUGCUGGGUGUGGGAGUAAAACUCACACCUACGUUCAGUGGCACAGAACAUUCCCACUCCAUGAAUCCCUCUUCCUUUCUCUACAGGCAAAUUCAUGUCUGCUUUAUCCUUGAAAGUUCAAGACAACUCAGUUCUUUAAUGGAAUGUCCUUGGAGUAGGUUGUGAAGCACCAUUAAUUUCCACCCAUCACUGAAACAUGAGUGCACAAUGCUGUUAUUAACAAGUAUAUAUUAUACGUGUUUUCAUGUAACAUGAGUUUAUGUUGGCUCCUUUGUGGCCUUUCUCAGAUGCAGAGAUCACAUCUUAUACACAGUAUAAGAACUCUAGUAGAGCCCAGCAGUGUGUGUUAUAUCUUGGUUUCAGGUUUGCUUGAUCUCGCACUGAUAGGGUGAAGCUGUAAACUCUCACACUGAUGAUAUGAGCUAGAAUAUUUACCACUGGGAAGGGCAGGGUUGGAGUGGCUGAGUCGAUGACUGUUCUGGGGAAGGGAGACAUCCUCAGACUCUUAGCCUCUUGCAGCUUCUUCUCUUAGCACUUUGGUCACAUUCUCUCAGAUCAGCUUCUCCAUGUAGUGGGGGGGCACAUGACUGUAGGCUGUUCUGGGCUUAUAAGCUUAAAGUUUAUGGUCCAAGGGGAAAAAGGGACUUCUCCUUCUGCUCUGGUUUGAAAAAUCCCAGGGAAGGACUCUGAUUGGUCUAACUUAGGUCACAUGUCCACUCCUGGAGUAUCCAGUGUUCACUAUUCUGAUUGGCUCGUAUAUCCAUCACAAGUACGAAUACACAUGCCAUGGGGCAAAGCUUUUAAAUGUAAUAACCACUAUCUGCUGUUCACACCAUUUUCCCCCUGAAUUUUCAGAAUCGGAGGUAUAUUCAGCUAUAUUUCUAAUUGUCUCUGUCUACUCAGGGUACAUAUGUAAAAUCUUGGCAUAUGAAAGCUAAGUUUUACGGGGAUAUUUCCUUUUUGAUCUUUUCAAGUCCUACACUCAUCUUUCUCUAGUUUCUCUUCCUCCUCACUUAUUUAUGUGCUGGAUACCCACUGCCUCCUAGUGUAAUUGUCAGAUCCACCACUGUUACAGAGAAGUUAUAGGUGGGGGUGGGCAGAGGGGCUGUGAAUUCCCCUGGUAUUUAUAGUUUGGCCGUGGAAAAAUUCCCACAUCUGUUGUCACAAUUCACCCACCCCUGAGGCUGGUGUGGUGUUCCAGGCAGCGAUCCAGGUGGGUUCCCGCUGCUCCGCCUUGUAACUCUCCCUUCCUCCACCCGGCCUUUCCACUCUAUUGGGUUCACACUGCAAGGCCAGGGAUUGUACUGUCCUUUGAACCACUGACAAAAGGAACCCAUUGUCUCCACCCUGGGCACCAGGAGGGGCAAGUGUUGACCUAGAUGUCACUUCUGUAGGUGGCAUUGUGCUUCACAGCUGCCUGCCUUAGCAAGUGAAGAAACUGGCUGGCAGUCAAUAUGGUCCUUCCCAUUCAACAAACCCUGAGACAGCCUUUUCCUACAGAGAAAUGAGCCCAGUUCAUAUCUCCCUAUACGACAAAGGGGGUCCCUUAGCCCUCCAGUCGUCAGCUGCGUGGUGGGACUUGGCUGCCUCCUGGCUCUUCUCAGGUUCUGGCCUCAGCAUCUGUGUGCCCUUUCCCAUCAGUAAGGAGUGGACUAGGGUCUCUGAUGGGGGAUAGUUCAGAUAAGACCCGCAGUCUAUGUUGCCAAGAACAUCCGUCCCUCCGUGGGAGCGAGGUGGUGGUUGCAGCAGCCACGAUUCUGCCUUUUGGAUUUGUACAAGAUAAGGUGCUCCAGGCAACCAGCUGGUAUCUGUGCUUCCAUUAUCACAUCCGAUAGAGCUGGCCAUUCUGAUUCAUGGGGCUUUAAUUAUUAACUCUAAGAACUGUUUGAUUUAACAUGCGAGGUAGAGAUAAUAAUACGUGUCUCCUAGUGUGGGUAUUAAGUGAGACAAUAUGGUAAAAGUUCUCUGUAUAAAUAAAUGCUGGCUCUUGGGGACCUUCCACACUGGGUGGGUGAGGGCUCCUUCGAGGAACCCCACCCGAGACAUGGAAAGAUGUCUGUGACUGCCUCGCUCUUCUGAGAACACAUCCCUGUGGGCAGGGCGGGCUGCUGAGAGUCAAACUUACAGCUAUUCUGCAGUUAGUGCUAAUGUUGAGUACUGUAUGCAAACAAGGCCCUUCCCCAGCUGCGUGAAGGGGGUUCGGCUCCUCUCACAGGUGUUUAAAGCCUCCGCAGCAGCAGAAAGGAAAAGUGACCCUGCUGGCCUCAGGGCUCUCUACCUCCUCCUGCACCUCCACAGCCCUGCUGAGGACGACUGUGUCCUGGGUAGCAGGGGCUUUAUCUGUCCUUGCUCUUGUCCAGGAUGACCAGGGUACUCUCCUCACUUCUUUCUCCAGUAGAAAGAAGAUCAGAAAGCUACAUCUGUAAGAGCCACUGACAGUCUUUCUGGAUCAGUGGGGAUUUUUAGGUCUCAUGACUCUUUGACUGCUCACCUCAAUGAACAAAUACUUGUAAACGUUUGUAUACAGUUUCCAGUGGCUCACAGAAGCCCCACCCGGCCCUCAGGUUAAGAACUCCUGGUCUGGACUGACUCUCCCAGCUCUUUGGGCAGAAUGCAGAAUUAUCCACUAUGCCACUCAGAAGAUGAUACCCAUGAUCAGCUUAUGACCAUGAAAAAAGUUAUAUUUUCCCACUGAAACAUUUUGUUCAGGUGGCUGGAAUUUGCUUGAGAACAGAGCAGAAGGGAUUCCUAAGAUCCUUUUCUGUUUUACUUAGGGCACUUUCAAGGCUGGAAUGAGUGGAGGGUGGUCCUGACUCCACCUCACCUGGUGCCGCCCUGCUUUCCACCCCCGGGUGCCUUCUUGGGCAGUCCUCACAGGCUGCUUCCUCCUCUCAGACGUUUGGCAGCCUUUCUAGGUGGGAGAUGGACGUGGGGUGGCGAUGGAAGAAUGCACUGUGACUCUGGCAAUUCCUGCCAUUAGGGAGUAGAAAGGAGGAGGUGCAGGCAGAGGGCAGAAUCUGGGGGACACAGAGGUCUAGAGAGGGAGCUGGACAGAGCAGGCACAGCGUCCAAGGGGCUAUCCCAGGCAUGGUUCUAACUCUAGAAGUGGUUAGUAUCAGUGUAGCCGGUAACAUGGGCUGGUGGAGUAUGAAGGAGCCAGACACAUGGGAGGUGGGCCUCUGGGGAAUCUAGACACACGCUACAUCUAGGCCAGGGCGAGGACCUGGAGGGCUAGGCAAGGGGCAGGGGACGAGGUUGGAGGAGCAUCAGGCAGGACAUAGGCUGAAGCCCAGCUCUGCAGCCGAGUUGAUGCGGGGACGAUGGCAGAGGAGGGAGCCCAGCAGAUCCCCGGUCAGACCGACUGGGACAGGGGUGGGACGCACAGAGCUGUAGGUGCACCCAGGAGUCCACCUGGGUGACAGCCAAGUGGACAGAUGCUGUGGACACACGUGCUGCCUGUUAAAACAAAGUCCCCAGAUGACAAAGACUCUGGAGAAGAAAAUCAUCCGAGACAUCCGAAGAGGUGUGAUUAAGACCAUAUGUGCAAUUUUAAUCUGCGAUCUUAAAAUGUAAAGGCUGAAAAAUAUUUUAAGGCUUUUUUUAGUCUGAAAACUCUUCGACUCUUCCUCAUUGUCCCUUGGCUUUCAAGGUUCAAGAGUCACCUCAGUACCAGCUGGGGCCGGUCAGCGGUUGGCAGCUCAGGGCAGGGCUGGCCACACUCUUCUUUUUAGGUGUAGUUUCUGAGGCCUGACGUUUGCAUGAGAUUUAGGGUGCAGGUGGGCAUGUGCCUGCAGCAGGAACAAAUGGGGGAGAUGGAGCUUGUUGUGCCUUCCUUUGAAGGGGAAGGGAAGCUCACAUUUGCCUACUAUGUGUUGGGUGCCAGGGUGUUAUCUGUGUUAUAUGUGUUAUCUCACUUGAUCUACACAAAAACCUGGUAAGUUGGAGAAGGAAAACUGAGGCUCAGAGAGGUUAAGAAAUUUCCAAAGGUCACCCAACUAGCUAGUGGUAUGGUGAAGCAGGAACCCACACUGGCUCUCCCUCUACCCUCCUACCUUCCAGCAUCACUUUUGAGACGUGCAAAUAUGUGUCUCAGUUUUAGAAGAUGUCGUUUUGCAGCAGUAUUUGUGAGACCAGAAAGCUGUUGGCAGCAGAGAUGGAAGACAGUGUGGCUGGCCCUGGCUGGUGAGCCUUCAUGGCAUCCUGGCCUUGCACAUGCCCCUCAGCCUGUUUCUACAGCACUCUGCAAGGGGAGGCCUCUGAGGGGCUUUUGUGGUCACUGUCUGUCAGUUGCUUGUGUAGCUCACACUUACCAGAAGUGGCAGGAAGGGAAAGAGAAAAAUGUCCAGCAAAGAAAACCUAGCAACUACGGUGACAAGAGAAACAAAUGCUCUGGCUGUGGUGCCUGCACAGUGAGUGUAGAAUGGAAGGAAGCUUGGGAGGCAGGUGGCGGAUCACCUUGGUUCUCCAAGGAGAGGCACGUCAUGGACAGGACCCCCGAGAGGCUGAAGAAGGAGCUGGAGGAGGAGCUGCUGCUGAGCAGCGAGGACCUGCGCAGCCACGCCUGGUACCACGGCCGCAUCCCCCGACAGGUGUCAGAAAGCCUUGUGCAGCGAGAUGGCGACUUCCUGGUUCGAGACUCUCUGUCCAGCCCUGGAAACUUUGUCCUGACCUGUCAGUGGAAGAACCUCGCUCAGCACUUCAAGAUCCAGCGGACGGUGCUGCGGCUCAGCGAGGCCUACAGCCGCGUGCAGUACCAGUUUGAGAUGGAGAGCUUCGACUCCAUCCCCGGCCUGGUGCGCUGCUACGUGGGCAACCGCCGGCCCAUCUCCCAGCAGAGCGGAGCCAUCAUCUUCCAGCCCAUCAACAGGACGGUACCCCUGCGGUGCCUGGAGGAGCGCUACGGCACGUCCCCAGGCCGGGUCCGGGAGGCCGACCUCACCGAGGGAAGGCCGGAUGUGGCCAAGAGGCUGAGCUUCACCACGGGCGGCAUCCAGGCCCGAGAGCAGAGCUUGACCAGGGGAAACCUCCUCAGAAAUAAAGAGAAGAGCGGUAGCCAGCCAGCCUGCCUGGAUCACAUGCAGGACAGAAGAGCCUUGUCCCUCAAAGCCCACCAGUCCGAGAGUUACCUGCCCAUUGGCUGUAAGCUGCCCCCAGGUGUGGACACCAGCCCCUGCCCAAACUCACCCGUUUUCAGGACGGGCAGUGAGCCCACCCUGAGCCCAGCCGUAGUUCGAAGGGUCUCCUCGGAUGCGAGGGCGGGGGAGGCGCUGAGGGGCUCAGACAGCCAGCUGUGCCCCAAGCCGCCCCCAAAGCCCUGCAAGGCGCCCUUCCUUAAGGCCCCCCCGACCCCGUCCUCCUGGCUCAACUCAGAGGCCAACUACUGUGAACUGAACCCAGCCUUUGCCGCAGGCUGUGACAGGGGAGCAAGGCCACCCUUCUGUGCCCAGGACAGCUAUGUGGAGCUGCUGACAGCCAAGCAGAACGGGGCGCCAGGUCCCCGGAACUCUGGCACCAACUACUUGAUCCUUGAUGACGAUGAUGGGGCAAGGCCUUGGGAGCCGCCAGCAGCACAGAUAGACAAGGGCCAGGAGGACGAGCGGGAGUUUGUGAUGCCACUCCUGGAGACUGCCUCCUCGUUCAGGCCCAAUGACUUUGAGUCUAAGCUCCUUCCUCCUGAGAACAAGCCCCUGGAGACAGCAAUGCUGAAGCGUGCAAAAGAGCUGUUCACCAACCACGAGCCUAAGGUCAUCGCCCAGCACAUGCUGAGCAUGGACUGCAAGGUCGCUAGGAUACUUGAAGUCUCUGAAGAAAUGAGGAAGAACAUGGGCGUGAGCUCAGGGCUGGAACUCAUUACCUUGCCUUAUGGCCACCAGCUGCGCCUGGAUAUCAUUGAAAGACACAACACGAUGGCCAUCGGCAUUGCAGUUGACAUUCUGGGCUGCACAGGCACUUUGGAGGACCGAGCAUCCACCCUCAAUAGGAUUAUCCAGGUGGCGGUGGAACUGAAAGACUCCAUGGGGGACCUCUAUUCCUUCUCAGCUGUCAUGAAAGCCCUGGAAAUGCCGCAGAUCACAAGGUUAGAAAAAACGUGGACUGCCCUGAGGCACCAGUACACCCAAACUGCCAUCCUCUAUGAGAAACAGCUGAAACCUUUCAGCAAAAUCCUGCACGAAGGCAGAGAGUCCACAUGUGUUCCCCCAAACCAUGUAUCAGUUCCACUGCUGAUGCCUCUUGUGACCUUAAUGGAGCGCCAGGCUGUCACUUUUGAAGGAACUGACAUGUGGGAAAAAAAUGACGAAAGCUGUGAGAUUAUGCUGAACCAUUUGGCAACAGCCCGACUCAUGGCAGAGGCUGCAGAUAGCUACCGGAUGAACGCUGAGAGGAUUCUGGAAGGUUUUCAACCAGAUGAAGAAAUGAGUGAAAUCUUCAAGACUGAAUUUCAAAUGCGAUUGCUCUGGGGCAGCAAAGGUGCACAAGUCAAUCAGGCAGAGAGAUACGAGAAAUUCAACCAGAUUUUAACUGCCCUCUCACGCAAACUGGAACCUCCUGCAGUGAAGCAGGCAGAGCUUCGAUAACUCUCCAGAGAACCUGAGGAUAUUAUUUCAAGCUUCUCCAGUUUCUUCUUUGGGAAAGCUUAUCAUUUGAUAAAGUAAUAAUGUGCAAAUCUGACAAUAUACAAGCUUUUAGUAUCCACAGGAUAUUGAACCUGUAAAUUGCACAGAGCACACUUAUUUAUGAACUGUUCAAAAUUACUACUGAUUUUUAAAUGAACGAUAAUUUAUUAUUAAGGUAACUAUGGCUAAUGUUGAUCAGCAAGUUUAAGAGAAGACCUAGCUAUGUUGGCUGGUUGCUUUCUAUUACCAAGGUAUCUGACCAUUUUAGUUUUGAUUCCAUGUCAGAUAAGUGUAAAUAGAAAAGAGUUUAAAAGCAUGAGGCAUUUCAGAAGGUAUCAGUUGUAUGAUAUUCUUUAAAUAUGAAAACUGUAAAUAGUCAUAUGAAAAUAUAUCUUUUUGUGAAACAAUUGUAUCCAGUCUCUUUAAUAUUAAACAACUCAUCAUAAUACAGUAAGUAUACCUCCUA